Acipenser ruthenus (sterlet) is the source of this 4330-nucleotide messenger RNA. Its product is annotated as E3 ubiquitin-protein ligase Mdm2-like. The transcript is spliced from 11 exons. NCBI's taxonomy places the organism in Eukaryota, Metazoa, Chordata, Actinopteri, Acipenseriformes, Acipenseridae. Gene Ontology annotation, cellular component: nucleus. Gene Ontology annotation, molecular function: identical protein binding; ubiquitin protein ligase activity. Bases 365 to 1816 code for a protein of 483 amino acids. The record is from RefSeq and is a predicted model, not a curated record. Gene Ontology annotation, biological process: negative regulation of apoptotic process; regulation of cell cycle.
UAAUCACACGUCCAUUUGCAUCAAGCUCUGUAAGUGAAGUUUUUAUUACGGCCACUAGAGGGAGCGAAUGCCAGCCAGGAAACUGCUUCAUUUGUUAAAGUGGUUUUCAUCUCGUUACUCAAAAUUCGGGGUACUUGUGGGUUUUUUUGGUUUGUUUGUUUGUUCUCCAAGUAUUAUUUUUUUCUACAUGUUUCACAUUUACUGCAGAUAGGAUUUAGCAGGCCGCUUUGAGUAUUUAUUUUACAUUUAUAAGCUAAACAAAUUAUACCGCCCCAGGCCUCACGAAGAAGGCCUAUAUGGUAGAACUUUCCUGCAAAUACUACCCAGACAGGCGCAGGGAAACUCGGCACGUUGAGGUAUCACAAUGGCAACCUCUACAGAAAACUGCUUAAGCAAUUCACUAAUAAAUACACCAGAUAAUGAAAAACUGGUGAAACCGAAAGCACAGCUGCUUACAUUGCUGCGCUGCGGUGGUGCAGAAAAGGACAUUUUCACAAUGAAAGAGGUCAUGUUUUACCUGGGGCAAUACAUCAUGGAUAAAGAGCUGUAUGACAAGAAACAGCAACACAUAGUCCACUGUUCUAGUGAUCUUCUAGGAGACGUUUUGGGAGUACACAGCUUUUCUGUGAAAGAACCACGGGUAUUGUAUGCAAUGAUCUCCAAAAACCUGAUAGCUGUCAAAAAUCCAGAUCUCCUCACAGCCUUAACAGAACCCAGGUGUCAGAGUGAAACAGAUAGAGGCCCAGAGGUAUCGGGCUGUGAUUCCAAUGAAGAGAAUGGUGCUGCAUGUAGUCCAGCUACCGCUGGAAGGAGACGUCGGAAAAGUAACGAAUCCGACAACACAUCUGCAGAUGAUGAUAAUGAUGAGAAGGAGGAGAGUGGGCGGCGCAGGAAAAGGCACAAAUCUGACAGCAUCUCGCUCACUUUUGACGAUAGCUUGUCGUGGUGUGUGAUUGGCGGAUUGUGUCGGGAGCACGGGAGCAGUGAGUUGUCCUCGGAUUCUCCCACUAAUCCUGAUGCUGACAUUGUUUCCGGCAGCGAAGACUCGGAUGAAACUUGGUUUAGCCAAGAUUCCGACUCGGACCAUUUCAGUGUGGAGUUUGAAGUGGAAUCCGUUCACUCGGAUACUUACAGUCAGAACGAAGAGGCGCAGGAUCUGACCGAUGAAGAUGACGAGGUUUACGAAGUCACCAUCUUCGAGGCUGAAGAUGAUGACUCCUUUGAUGAGGACACAGAAAUUUCGGUAGCAGAUUACUGGAAGUGCUCAAAAUGCGACGAACUCAACCCACCUCUUCCCGGCCGAUGCCAUAGAUGUUGGUCACUCCGUAAAGACUGGUUUCCAGAAUUCAACAAUCCCAAAUCCUGGAACUCAAAGUCAGCUACCCUGGACAAGCCAGGUCUAGAGGAAGGCAUUGAUGUUCCAGACGGCAAGAGAGCCAUUUCAGAUCCCUCUUGCGGAUCGAAGUUGGACGUGAACAAAAGCAAUGAUGUUUGCUCUUCGGAGGGCUGCGCAACGUCUGCUUCCGAAUCUCAGGAGACCUUGUCCUCGCAGCCAUCCACCUCAAGCACCAGUAACAGCCAAGAGGAGACCCCAGAGCUGGAGAGGGAGAGCAGUCUGGAGCCCUGCCUCCCCCAGAGCAGUGUGGAGCCCUGCGUCAUCUGCCAGAGCCGGCCCAAGAACGGCUGUAUCGUUCACGGCAGGACGGGCCACCUCAUGGCAUGCUACACCUGCGCCAAGAAGCUCAAGAAGCGCAAUAAGUUAUGUCCGGUCUGCAGACAGCCGAUACAGAUGGUGGUGUUAACCUACUUCAGCUGAGAGCAUGCACAGUAAAGAUGGCUAUUUAAUAUAAGCAAAUAUUAUUAGAAUUAUAUGUUUGAAGAGAUUUUUUGUGUAUUGUUUUUUAAUGCAUAUUUUCUUGUUCUAAAAUUUAAAUAUUUUGGGAAAACUAUUGUUAAAAACAUAGAUGCCUUUUUGACAGGUUGAGAUCUCAAGUAUAAUGUCGCUCAGAAAAGAUUAUUUUAAUUUUUUCUUUUAAAUCUGGUUUUGGACCAAUGAUUGUCUAUGGUAACACAUAAAUGUCAUUAUUUUGUUAAAGUGGGACUGCAUUUCUCUGCAUGUAUACACUGUUGAGAAUACUUGAAGUCAGGGACCAUUCUAAAAUGUGCCUUUAGCGAACAUGCCUCAACCUGUGAGUUCAUAAAGCAGUUCUGAUAGCUAUGAUCAGUGGUUCUCAUUUAUGGCUCUUUCGUUCAAUUCCAUUCCAGGACCUACCAUCCAUGUCCUUAAUUAUUGAACUGAGCCGUCCAGAGCCUUGCCCCGACCUGGGGGGCGCUUCCCCUUAACAGCAGUACUUGUGACUCUAAGAUUAUUCCGCUUUUGAACUAUCUUCCUGUUUAUUUCCCAAACCUCUCAAGAUUCUCACAAGCAUCCAUUUGGUUUUCAAGUAUCACUCAAGGGUGUAAUGGUGGAGGAACAAGUUUAGUCAUUUUUGGUUGAAAUCUACAACGAUGACUAAGUGCUAGGUUUCUGAAGAUUCAAAUAAAACUAUUCGUUUUAAAGCAGCCAUACACUAUUGUCUUAUCCCGAUUCCUAACCUCCAUUGACAUCAGUACAAGUUCAGGAACCUCUGGAAACACUUAGAGGUUUGGGACUCUUGUUUCAGUGUAGGCUUGACUUAAAGUAGCUUUUGGGAAGCGGCCCCCAGCUAUUGUAAUUGUGUACUAAAGCUAGGUGUUCAAUUAAAUAACUUGGUUGGAAUGAAGUGAAAGAGGCACAAGUACUUACCACUGUUGGAGAUCCUGGAAUGCCUGCUGACAUCCGAGUUCUAGAGUUCCAUAAAGUGUGCAUAGUGCUGUUUGAGGAGUCAGCGUGCACAGCAGUGCUGUGUGGAAAAGGAAAGGGGCGUCAGCAGGUGUUCUAGAUCUUUUAAAGGGUUCAAGGUGUGAGAACAAGCAAGGCCUUUACAGGUGUUUACUUUGUAAUUAUUUGUGAUGCAUUUGGAGAAUACCACACCUAAAGUGGUGAGUUUUAACUAUUGUUUUAUUUUAAGUUGGUUUACAUUUUCACUGAUUUAAUUUAUUAUUUGUGUUCAUAUGCUGUUUGAAUGGCACAUUAAAUGCAUUUACUUACAUAAUUUAUUAUUUAGGGUUAGUAUGAUUUAUACUUUUCAGAUGGCCCUUGCAUAAUUAGAACACCUGAAUUUAAAACUUGUAAAUAUGUUAAAUACAGUAGUUUAGUUGUGGUUCUGCAGUUAAAUGUAUCUAAAGUUUGUAUUUGCUAACAUUUUUAGAUUUAUGUGAAUUUAAAGUGUCAAAGCGUUGCUAAGAAUAUUUUUUUUUUAAGGAUUAGAAAAUCUGUAUAGGGUAAUUGAGUUUCUUUGCAAAGCAUUUUUCUGCCCAGAUAUUGAACUGCAGUAUAUCAGUUAGGCCCUACCCUUCCAUGGCAGCGGAUAUUGUAGAUAAACUAUUAACCUAGAAAGCUACAGGAUCCCUGAGUGCAUGUUAACUGUUUUUAAUAACAGGCUUCCAGAUUCCCUGUAAUUAAAUUAAACCCCUAGAAUAGUCCUUAAUUUAGUGAAAUCUGAUAUACAAAAUAACAUUAACUUUGACAGAAAAGGGGCGGUUAAAUUUAAGUAUAAACCUUAAACACUGACUCAAUUGUCAUGUUUCUUUCUUUCUUCUUUAUAUAUAUAUAUAUAUAUAUAUAAUAUAUAUAUAUAUAUAUAUAUAUAAUCUCUAUAUAAGAUAGAUUCCAAUUUAAAGCUGCAAACAGCUACUGUAUAGCAUUAAUAACUUAGCUAAUAGUUCUCAAAAUAAAUUAAGCAACCUACUUCAAUUAUAUUAUUUUAUAUCUUGUAAAUUUUGUAAUCUCCCAGACAUAAAAUAAUAAACACUUCCCCUAAAGUUUUUUUUUUUUUUUUUUUUAUAACACGUAGCCUUCAUAUUCCCAUAUAGAAGGAGCAUUGCACACAGUUAUAAUUUGUGCUGGAUUAAAGUCUAAAUAUUAGAUACACAAACAAGAGGAGAGGUUCCUGUGCAUACUGAUGGUUUGGGCUGCGUGGGUCUGUAUAAUACUAUGUGCUCUGCAGUGUCUGUUUUGGUACAAUGUCUGAAUUCUGUCUUGUUAAUUUAAAUAGCUUUAACAAAAUAAUAAUAAUAAUAAAGUCAAUUAAAGUGUGUAAACUGGGAUUUUAUUUUUGCUUUGAGACACAAGUGGGGUUUAGGGUUUGUUGCACUUGAGUAGAACAUUCUGUUUGCAUAUUGUGGUCAUCAGUAGUAGAACCAAACAUAACGUUUGUAAUAAAUUCAUGAAGAUUGUUGUUGAAAUGUC